Jatropha curcas is the source of this 3018-nucleotide messenger RNA. The record is from RefSeq and is a predicted model, not a curated record. Lineage: Eukaryota; Viridiplantae; Streptophyta; Magnoliopsida; Malpighiales; Euphorbiaceae.
GAAAACCGCAAACAAUUGCCACAACUUUGCAACUCCUUUUUGAGUUUCCCGCGCUGUUCAUGACUGGUUCAGUCUGGUUGGACGCUUUAAACUUUAUGGGAACCAUUCAAUUCAAUUCAAUUCAAUGCAUGGAUGAAGAGAUUAAGAGUAGCUCAGACUCACUUUUCUCAAAUCAAGACAUGCAUCUCUCAAAAUUAUUUCCCACAAGCUCUAAAACUCUCAAUCUCGUUCUCUCCUCUCCUCACUUAUCAGACCUACGCUCUCUUCAUUAAAUCAGGAGACUCUCUUGAUCCUUAUCUCUCCACUGCUCUCAUUUCUCGCUUCUGCAAAAUCAAUGAUUUCUCUCGAGCUCUCAGUUUCCUUUUGGAUACCCAGAACCCAGAUGUAAUCACCUACAACGCUCUCAUUUCUGGUGUUGCCAGGUUUAGCCAGCCUGAAUUUGUUUUUGAGCUAUUUAAUGAGUUAAGGCAUCUGGGUUUGGUCCCUGAUGUCUUUACUUUGAGUUCUUUGAUCAAGGGGUGCGAGAGUUUCAGAGAAAAUGUGAUUGCACACGGGGUUUGUGUGAGGCUAGGUUUUGAGUCUAGAGCGUUUAUUGUUAGUGGGUUGAUUGAGAAUUAUGCAAAAAAUGGGGAUGUGGGGUCAGCUGAGAGGUGUUUUCAGGAGUGUUUUGGUGUGGAUAACGUGGUUUACACUGCAAUGGUUUGUGGGCAUGUAUGGAACGGAGAGUUUGAAAGGGGAAAAAGGGGUUUUGUGGAAAUGAGGGGUUUCGGGUUAGAAUUGAAUGAGUUUAGCUUAAGUGGGGUACUUGGUGCUUUGUUUGAUGUUAGAGAAGGGGAACAGAUUCAUGGAUUUGCUGUCAAAAUGGGUUUUCUAUAUUGUUCAAUGUAUCUGAGUAAUGCUAUGAUGGGUAUGUACUCGAAGUGCGGAAGUAAAGUCGACGCUAUUAAGAUGUUUGAUGAAAUUCCUGAACCAGAUGUUGUAUCUUGGACUGAGAGGAUAGGGGCUGCUGUUGAUGGUGAGGAAGCGCUGGAAUGUUUUAGAAUUUUGCAAUCUAUAGGCUUACAUAUUAAUGAGUAUACUUUGAUCAAUGUUUUGUCUGCCAUUGGAGGAGUGAAGUUCUUGAAAGCUGGGCAGCAACUUCAAGCACUUUGCCAUAAGACAGGGUAUUUGCAGGUGGUUUCUGUUGGCAAUGCAUUGGUGUCUAUGUACGGGAAGUGUGGGCAAGUUCAUGACGCUAGGCACUUAUUCGCCAAUAUGAUUUCUCGAGAUUCUGUUUCUUGGAAUUCUCUGAUUGCUGCAUGUUCUGAGAAUGGAUUUUUUUGCGAGGCUCUAGAGGUGUUCUGUCAUAUGCGUGAUCUUGCCUUACAGCCUACCAUAUAUACUCUUGCUAGCAUUCUUGAAACAGUUUCCAACUCAAAUUGUGUAAGGAAGGGGAUGCAAAUCCAUUCACAUAUGAUUAAAUGUGGAUUCCUUUUAGAUGAUUCCAUGGUUUCUAGCUUGAUAACGACAUAUGGGAGAUGCAAUUGUAUGGAUGAGUCAAAAAAGUUAUUUGCUGAAAUUAGUGAUGUCAGCUUGGUACAUUUGAAUGCAAUGAUGACCAAUUUGGUUCACAGUGGGUGUUAUACUGAUGCUUUGCAGUUGUUUCAAGAGACAUGCAGAUCAUGCCUUGAAGUGGAUGGAAAAACUUUCAGUGUUGUGCUAAAAGCCUGUGGUGCUAUGACAGAUAUGGAACAAGGGAGAACAAUUCAUUCUUUAUUACUAAAAUCUGGACUUUUUCAGGAUAGAUUUGUUGAAAGUUCUCUAAUUGACAUCUAUUGUAAAUGUGGAAAUAUAGGAGAUGCAGAGAAAGCAUUCAGCAGUAUGUCUACAGACAAUUUAGCUGCUUGGAAUGCCAUGAUGAUGGGAUAUGCACAACAUGGUUGUUGUCGAGAAGUUUUCAAGAGUUUUGAUGAAAUGCUCAAAUUUGGAGUAGAACCUGAUGAGAUAACUUAUCUCAGUAUUCUUAUUGCAUGCUGUCAUGCUGGGCUAGUGAAACAAGCACAUUAUUACUUAAAAUCUAUGUCUGAACUUCAUGGAAUUAUCCCAUGCAUAGAACAUUAUGCCUGCAUGGUUGAUAUGCUUGGUCGAGUGGGACUUCUUGAAGAUGCAAAGGAGAUGAUAGAUCAUAUGCCCAUUCAACCUGACAUUCAUUUAUGGCAAAUUCUUCUUUCAGCAUGCAACAUCCACAGACAUGUUGACUUGGGUGGACUUGCAGCUAGUAAACUUCUGGAGCUGCAACCUGAAAAUGAAUCUGUUUACAUUCUUCUAUCAAAUCUGUAUGCUUCUGCUGGCAUGUGGAAUGUUGUUGGAAAAUUGAGAAAAGAGAUGAAAGAAAAAGUACUACGCAAAGAACCCGGUUCUAGCUGGAUUCAAGUAGGAGGAACAAUCCAUAACUUUUUUGUCGAUGACAUCUCACAUCCUCAAAACAAAGAAAUUUACAUGGAGUUGGGAAGGCUAUACGGGCAAAUGUUAGCUUUGCUGGAGUUGAAAGAAAAUGGUGGUUUUCUAUCGAUCUAUGCAUUGUGAAGCAUACAAAAUCUUUUCUUAAUUUCUAUUAAAACUAAAAGUUGUCUAUCCAUUUGCUUACUUCAAUGGUCCUUGAGCCUUAGACUCUUGAUAAUUUAUCUAAUCAGGUAGGACGACAUUGUUGGAGGAACAGUUCAUCUAAUAUUACAUGACAGGGUGAGUAGACAUCAUGUGGGGAUAGAGCCACUGUUGAGUUAAUCAGCAGUGACUUUAUAACAAUACGAGCAUAAAGGUGUCAAAUGACUUGUGCUUCUGAUGAACAUUAUCUCGAUGAAGUGGCAAAUUGGAUGGUUUUGAUGUUGAAUUGUGGCAUUCAUGUAGUUCUUCCUGAUAGAGUGGUGGUGAUGUGAAGAGGCCCUAGAUAGAACAGAAACAAUGGAGUGAAAAGCAUUUGCUGCUAUCUUUGACUUGAUCUGCCCUCGCUUUGGAAGUGGCCGUGUGCUUGUGAAAUUU